Molecule: messenger RNA, 787 nt
Organism: Pipistrellus kuhlii (Kuhl's pipistrelle)
Lineage: Eukaryota; Metazoa; Chordata; Mammalia; Chiroptera; Vespertilionidae
Product: prostaglandin E synthase-like
Exons: 1
Coding region: 3-461 (152 amino acids)
Biological process (GO): prostaglandin biosynthetic process
Cellular component (GO): membrane
Molecular function (GO): prostaglandin-E synthase activity
Source: RefSeq, a predicted model, not a curated record
CGAUGCCCACCCCAGCCCUCAUGCUGAGCAGCCAGGUGCUCCCUGCCUUCCUGCUCUGCAGUACUCUGCUGGUCAUCAAGAUGUACGCAGUGGCUGUCAUCACCGGCCAAGUGCGGCUGUGGAAGAAGGCUUUUGAGAACCCCGAGGACGCCCUGCGGCACGGAGGCCCCCAGUACUGCCGGGAUGACCACGACGUGGAUCGCUGCCUCAGAACCCACCACAACUACAUGGAGACCAUCUAUCCGUUCUUGUUCCUGGGCCUGGUCUACUCCUUCCUGCAGCCCAACCCCGUCAUGGCGCGGCUGCACUUCCUGCUCGUCUUCCUGGGCCGCGUGGUGCACACGGUGGCCUACCUGAGCAAGUUGCAUGCGCCCAUCCGCUCCCUGGCCUACACGCUGGCCCAGCUGCCCUGCAUCUCCAUGGCCCUGCAGAUGGUCUGGGAGGUGGCCUGCCACCUGUGACCACCUGGCCCUUCGCGCCAGCCCGCUAGCCGCCAGCCCAGGGCUGCACAUGGGAACCAGGCGUCCCUUCGAGGUUGGGAUGGGCCCCAGGACCUGGCUUCCUGGCUUCCUGGCUGCCUGCUGAGCGUGGGUGCCUGGCCCGGCGGCCUGUGUGUGUCCCCCGGACUCCUGGGUGAAGUGGCCACUUGGAAUUGUUUGGAGGAGGCUGUCAAGAUGGAUAGACAGUUGCUCAGCGGUGUGGCUCAGUGCUUAAAAAUCAACCUCUGAACCAGGAGGUCACAGUUCGAUUCCCAGUCAGGGCACAUGCCAGGGUUAUUGGUUCGAUC